GGCCUCAAGGCAUACUCCUGCCUCAGCCUCCCAGAGUGCUAGGAUUAUAGGUGUGAGCCUCUGUGCCGGCCUCUAGUUCCCAUUUUGUACCCUUGACUGCUUGUUCUCUCCAUUCCUUUCUCCCUCUGUUACCCUCCCCCCAUGUGGUUCAUAUUAAAGAUUUUGGAAAAACUCCUAAGUGAAAGAGCUAUGGAGGGAGGCGGGUGACACACAGAGGGACUUAGCAGCCCCUAUAUAAUGGAGGAAGGCAGCAACAGGGCCAGGAUGGAGAGUAGGUACAGAGGUUGUUUUAGCCUCCUUGCCCCACACCUGUCAUAGCUGCAGAAUCAGAUGCCUGCCUCAGUGGUCAUCACUUCAGGGAUAAGGUAAAAAGCUGCCUUCUAAAGGCAGGUCAGGCCCCCAAAGUGUAAUCCUUUAAGAAAAAAACCAGCAAGAUUAAUAUUCUGUACAAUCCUUGGAAGAGAUGCCUGUUGACUCUGUGUGUGUCCGUGUUCCACUCUGGAGCAGAAGCCAUCAUUAUUAUCAGAUAACAGUCGGAUCUUUCUGAUAGCCCAAGAUUCUUCCCCUUACUCUCAAUCGCCCCUUCACUUCUCUCUACCCUUAGCUGGAGGAGGAAACAGGUAGUCUCUUCUUAGUCUAUGACAAACAGAACAAGAAAUAGGGGGCUCCUGUCAUAUGCUUUCCUGUUCCAUUUCGCAUUUUGCAGGGGGUUGUUUGUAGGGAAUCAUAAAAGCAGGACUGUGUGCAUGGGCUCACAAAGGGAGAGAAACAUGGGAGAGCAGUAUUAUGAUGUUAGUGUUACUGUUACUGACAACAGUUGCCAUUGAAUGAGCCCUUACUAAACUCCAGGCACUGUGGCCAAGCACCUUGUGAGCAUCAUCUUUGUCAAUCCAAAAUAAUCCAGUGAGCAGCAACUGCCCUCCAGGGCCCCCACCUGUUCAGAGAAGGGGAGAGAGGACAUCCCUUGGAUGUGUUUUGGACAGGAGAACAGAGAAUGCCCAGCAAAUCAAGGAAGGUGCUAAGGGGUUAGAGAGAGGGAAUGAGAAGUGAAGCUGGGCUGAUGAGCUGGAAGUAGGUGAAUGGGUCAGAUCUCAUUUAGUGGCCUCUUAGGGAGAAAAGGGAAAUCCUCUCCUGUUUUCUCUCUGAAAUGUUCUUCCUGAGGCUUGUGGUAAAGUACAGGCUAAGAGUAUUUAAGUGGAGAGAAAAUACUGCCUUGGGAAACUUGAGAAUGACUCUAGCAACACACCAAUCCUUUAGUAGCCCAUCUCAAUUGAUCUUAUAAUUGUUCAUAUUGGGCAGACUGGGGAUGAGAGAAAGGGGAGAGUCACCCUAUUACUUUAAUUUGGACUUUGGUUUCCCAUUGCAAACAGCCCUCUGCCCGUGCAGAUCCAUCCAGGAUAUCUUGCCUUAUAGGUUGGGGAAGAUGAUUUUCAAAGGUUGAUUAGUUAAGAAAGGCCCUGGGGCCUGGAAAUAAAGGGUAUGGGGAGGAAAAUGGGAGUGGGGUCUUUCUCCCCAGAUCUCAAAAUUGGGAAUGAAGAUUUUUUUAGCUAUAUGGGUCUUACUAGAGCUGUAAACAUUGAGUAAUUUGAGUAAUCCCCUGUAGAGAUUACUCAAAAUUGCCCACUAUGUCUCUUCCCACCAGCCCCUUUUUGUCUCCCAACCCCUCUACUACCAAACCAUGUCUUCGUGGACCAGUCAUACAGGAUGUGCCUCUUACACGUAGGUGUAAGAGUGUUGUCUCAGACCCUUGUUUUGUUAGUUUAUCUUUCCAUGAGGCUCUUCAUGUUUAUUAAAUUAACAGGCAAUGGGUUUGUGUGACAUGCCCACAGCUUCUUAGUAUGUGAUACAGGCCAAGCCUGUGUUCUGGGAGUAUGUGUCACUUUGGCCUUUGGCUGGGGAACUGAUGAUGGUGGGAGAACACUCAAUUACUCUCUCUGCAACUGCAUAACUAUUUCUUCAGAGCUUGUGGGAAAUGGUUCCACCCAUCAGCUUUAGGGAAUGUGGGUUGGGGAGAGGGGAGGGAAUCUCUCCAAGGUUUGGAUGACAAACUUCCCUCUUCUUUAUUCACCUCUUGAUGCAGAAAAAGGGCUAGGAUGCUCUGACAGGGCCAUCUCCACCUUGCAGGUACAUUGGGGCACUGGGUGCCCGAGUGAUCUGUGACAAUAUCCCUGGUUUGGUGAGCCGGCAGCGGCAGCUGUGCCAGCGUUACCCAGACAUCAUGCGUUCGGUGGGCGAGGGUGCCCGAGAAUGGAUCCGAGAGUGUCAGCACCAGUUCCGCCACCACCGCUGGAACUGCACCACGCUGGACCGGGACCACACUGUCUUUGGCCGUGUCAUGCUCAGAAGUAGCCGGGAAGCAGCAUUUGUAUAUGCCAUCUCAUCAGCAGGGGUGGUACAUGCUAUCACUCGUGCCUGCAGCCAGGGUGAACUGAGUGUGUGCAGCUGUGACCCCUACACCCGUGGCCGACAUCAUGACCAACGUGGGGACUUUGACUGGGGUGGCUGCAGUGACAACAUCCAUUAUGGUGUCCGUUUUGCCAAGGCCUUUGUGGAUGCCAAGGAGAAGAGGCUUAAGGAUGCCCGGGCCCUCAUGAACUUACAUAACAACCGCUGUGGUCGCACGGCUGUACGGCGGUUUCUAAAACUGGAGUGCAAGUGCCAUGGUGUGAGUGGUUCCUGUACCCUGCGCACCUGCUGGCGUGCACUCUCAGACUUCCGCCGCACAGGUGAUUAUCUGCGGCGGCGCUAUGAUGGGGCUGUACAGGUGACGGCCACCCAAGACGGUGCCAACUUCACAGCAGCUCGCCAAGGCUAUCGCCGUGCCACCCGGACUGAUCUUGUCUACUUUGACAACUCCCCAGACUACUGCGUCUUGGACAAGGCUGCAGGUUCCCUAGGCACUGCAGGCCGUGUCUGCAGCAAGACAUCAAAAGGAACAGAUGGUUGUGAAAUCAUGUGCUGUGGCCGAGGGUACGACACAACUCGAGUCACCCGUGUCACUCAGUGUGAGUGCAAAUUCCACUGGUGCUGUGCUGUGCGUUGCAAGGAGUGCAGAAACACUGUGGACGUCCACACUUGCAAAGCCCCCAAGAAGGCAGAGUGGCUGGACCAGACCUGAACACAUAGAUACCUCACUUAUCCCUCCACUUCAAGACUCCCAACUCAAAAGCACAAGAUCCUUGCAUGCACACCUGCCUCCACCCUCAAUCCUGGGCUGCUACAGCUUCUAUUUAAGGACUUGGAGAAUAAUCUAGAGGGAC
Messenger RNA from Microcebus murinus (gray mouse lemur), 3260 nucleotides. Lineage: Eukaryota; Metazoa; Chordata; Mammalia; Primates; Cheirogaleidae. The record is from RefSeq and is a predicted model, not a curated record.